AUGUCUAAAAGAUCAGCAGAUGAGGACCUCAAUGGUCAAAAUGCUUCAAGAUCAGUAAAAGCGUCUGAGAACUCGCUUCCUAUUACAACCCAAAAUGAAGCAUCAAUCGAUGAUAUGGACGUUGGGGAAUUUGAAGACCCAUAUGGCGAUGAUUUCGAGAGUGAUGAGGAAAUCAUUGAGUUGGACGAAGAAGCCGAUGGCGAUGAAAACAUGGACGAAGAAGCUGCCAACAGAAAAAUUGAGGAACUUGAAAAGAGGGAACAGGAGCAGCAACAGGAACCGGAGUCAGCAAUUUAUUUGCCUCACAAAUCUAAACCAUUAGGUCCUGACGAAGUAUUGGAAGCAGACCCAUCAGUUUAUGAAAUGUUGCAUAAUGUUAACUUGCCUUGGCCUUGCUUGACUGUGGAUAUUUUGCCCGACAACUUGGGCAAUGAGAGACGUACUUAUCCUGCUACGGUAUACUUGGCAACAGCUACCCAAGCCGCUAAAGCCAAGGACAACGAACUAAUAGCCAUGAAAGCAUCAAGCUUAGCAAAAACUUUGGUGAAGGAUGACAACGAUGAAGACAACGAUGACGAUGAUGAAGAUGAUGAUAUGGACUCGGAUCCUAUUUUGGAUACUGACACAACUCCAUUGAAACACACCACAAAUAGAAUUAGAGUGAAUCCCCACUCUCAGCAAACUGGAGAAUACCUCACUGCAACAAUGUCAGAAAAUGGAGAUGUUUAUAUUUUUGAUUUGGCAUCACAAUUCAAGGCUUUUGAUACACCUGGUUUCGUCGUCCCUAAACAAUCUAAGAGGCCAGUUCACACUAUUCGUGCUCAUGGAAAUGUUGAAGGAUAUGGAUUGGAUUGGUCUCCUUUGAUAAACACUGGAGCUUUGUUGACAGGUGAUGUCAGCGGAAGAAUACAUUUAACAACCAGAACAGCAUCGAGUUGGGUUACAGAUAAGACGCCUUUUUUCGCUUCCCAAUCAUCAAUCGAAGAUAUACAAUGGUCAACAGGUGAAAACACCGUCUUUUCUACGGCAGGCUGCGAUGGCUAUGUCAGAAUAUGGGAUACUAGGUCGAAAAAACAUAAGCCAGCAUUGUCAGUGAAAGCAUCAAAUUCCGACGUUAAUGUCAUUUCUUGGUGCUCCAAGAUCAAUCACUUGCUAGCGUCCGGACACGACGAUGGUACCUGGAGCGUUUGGGAUUUAAGGAACUUUACACAACCAAACCCAUCGCCAGUGGCCAAUUAUGAUUUCCACAAGUCUCCAAUAACUUCCAUAUCUUUCAACCCGCUAGAUGAGUCAAUCAUUGCCGUAAGUUCUGAGGAUAAUACGGUUACUUUGUGGGAUUUGGCGGUAGAGGCAGAUGACGAGGAAAUUUCACAACAAAGAAAAGAACUUAAAGAGUUACAUGAUAUACCACCACAAUUGUUGUUUGUACAUUGGCAAAAGGAUGUUAAAGAUGUCAGGUGGCACCAGCAAAUCCCUGGUUGUUUGGUCUCCACGGGAGGAGACGGAUUAAACAUCUGGAAAACAAUUUCAGUUUAG
Messenger RNA from Lodderomyces margitis, 1536 nucleotides. RefSeq names its product ribosome biosynthesis protein. Gene Ontology annotation, molecular function: protein binding. The transcript has a single exon. The record is from RefSeq and is a predicted model, not a curated record. Bases 1 to 1536 code for a protein of 511 amino acids. Lineage: Eukaryota; Fungi; Ascomycota; Pichiomycetes; Serinales; Debaryomycetaceae.